GCCGGCGCCGCGGGUUGAGGUGAACGCGCGCGGGCUGGACAGGCCUGGCCGCGGCAGCCCGGGGUCUGGCCUGGCGCCGCCCGCGUCCGCGCCGGACUCGGCCGGAACUCCAGGAGCGGCGGUCGGGCCGGCGGACGCGCGCCCGAGUGCCCGGGAGCGCGCGCGGGGACGCGCAUCACUGUCACUCCCCCUCCGGUGUCCCUGUGAGAGGCUCUGUGAAGACCUGGUUCUCCCGGGGACAACUCCGUCCCAGAAGCACAUCACCUAAAAGGGUUUGCCAAGCCAGACGAUGCCCGUGGAGCUGGGGCAGGCUCCCGUCCUGCUGCCGCCACUGGCCAAGGCCGAGGCGUCCGUGUUCUCUGGACCAGAUGCCAGCCCUCGAGGGGAGCCCUCCAGCUCGGAGACCGCACGCCAGCUUUUCAGGCAGUUUCCUUACCAGGUGAUGUCCGGGCCCCACGAAACCCUGAGACAACUUCGGAAGCUCUGUUCCCAGUGGCUGCAGCCAGAGGUUCACACCAAGGAGCAGAUCCUAGAGAUCCUGACGUUGGAGCAGUUCCUGACCAUCCUGCCCGGGGAGAUCCAGAUGUGGGUGCGGAAGCAGUGUCCAGGCAGCGGGGAGGAAGCAGUGACCCUUGUGGAGAGCUUGAGGGGGGACCCCCAGAAGCUGUGGCAGUGGAUCAGCAUCCAAGUUCUGGGACAGGAAGUCUUAUCACAGAAGGUGGAGCCUGAAAGCUGCCCACUGGGGGAAGCGGAGGCCCAUGUUGAAGUGCCUCGGGAGCUGGGGCUUCAGAACUCAGCCUGCCCGUCUGGGGAGCCACCGAGCCACAUCGUGAAAGAGGAGUCCGACUCGGAGCAAGGACUAGCCCUGGCUGCCUCCCCACUUCCUGCCCGACCGGAGGAAAGGCUCAUCAGAGACCAAGACUUUGGAGCCUCCCUUCUCCACACAGCACCUCAGGAGCAGUGGAGGCGCCUGGAUUCCACUCAAAAGGAGCGAUACUGGGAUCUCAUGCUGGAGACUUAUGGGAAAAUGGUCUCAGGAGGCAUUUCCAAUCCCAAGCAUGACCUGACUGACCCAGCUGGGUUUGGGACAGAGCUGACAGGACCACACCUACACAGCAGCGAGAAGACCCCGAGACCCACCUGCACAGGGGACAGACAGGAGAAUGACAAAGAGAACUUGAACUUGGAGAACUACAGGGACCAGGACCCUCAAGCCUCAGGAGAGCCUCCUCAGAUCUCCUUGAGUGGCCUCUUCAGCAAAGAUGAGCCGAGAUGCUUGGCAGAAGGAGAGAAUCUCCCUGAGGCCCAGGAGAACCUUCAUGGUGAGGGGACAGGGGCACAGCUCUCUCCCCGAGAGAGGAAUUCCGGGACACAGCUGGGUCAGCAUCUGCCACGUCUUCCCGGUGAGCCAUCCACGCCGUGGCUGGAGGGGAAGAGAGAGGCCUCCCCGCGACAGCAGCCGAGAGCCCCCAUGGCCCAGAGACUCCCUACCUGCAGGGAAUGUGGGAAAGCCUUCUACCGGAAUUCCCAGCUGGAUUUUCACCAAAGAACUCACGCAGGAGAGACGUACUUUCAGUGCCCCACCUGCAAAAAAGCCUUUCUGCGGAGUUCAAACUUCGUGAAGCAUCAGCGAAUCCACACGGGCGAGAAGCCCUGCAAGUGUGAUACGUGUGGGAAGGGCUUUAGUGACUUCUCGGGGCUGCGCCACCACGAGAAAAUCCACACGGGGGAGAAGCCCUAUAAGUGCCCCAUCUGUGAGAAGAGUUUUAUUCAGAGAUCCAACUUUAAUAGGCAUCAGAGGGUUCACACAGGAGAGAAACCCUAUAGGUGCUCCCGCUGUGGGAAAAGUUUCAGCUGGAGCUCAAGCCUUGCCAAACAUCAAAGAUCCCAUUUGGGAAAGAAGCCCUUUCAAUAGCCAAGCUCUCUGAGCCCAUGUCUGUCUCCCGGUCCAUUUAAAAAUACUUGGCGGGCUUCCCUGGUUGCGCAGUGGUUAACAAUCUGCCUGCCAAUGCAGGCGACACGGGUUCAAGCCCUGGUCCGGGAAGAUCCCAUAUGCCACGGAGCAACUAAGCCCAUGCGCCACAACUACUGAGCCGGCAUUCUAGAGCCUGCGACCCACAACUACUGAAGCCCGUGCGCCUAGACCCCAUGCUCCGCAACAAGAGAAGCCACUGCAGUGAGAAGCCCGCGCACUACAAUGCGGAGUAGCCCCUGCUCGCCGCAUCUA
Messenger RNA from Kogia breviceps (pygmy sperm whale), 2227 nucleotides. RefSeq names its product zinc finger protein 18 (gene ZNF18). The record is from RefSeq and is a predicted model, not a curated record. Lineage: Eukaryota; Metazoa; Chordata; Mammalia; Artiodactyla; Physeteridae. Gene Ontology annotation, biological process: regulation of DNA-templated transcription.